GAGAUGAAGCAGUGAAUGACAUGGAGAACGUGUACAGGGAACAACCCUUUGUGGUUUCCCAUAACGUGAGAAUGACGGGCCCACUAUGAAAAUGAGCAGCAUCCUUAAAGAAAAGGAAGUGCUUUUUCUCGUAGCACAUAAUUCAGUAACAGAACUCAUUGCCAUGGUAUAUAGUGGGGCCAAAAGUACAAACAUGUGCCAAAAGAGUUUAGCCAAUUAAUGUAGGAUAUAGUCUCAAUAAAUAUGUGAGUUUGGGUACAACGUCUGCCUUGAAUCGCCGCUUUGCAUAAAUCGGAAGAACCUACCAGAGAAAGUUUAUUUUAUGCAUUCUGUAUUUUCUUGGUAACCUAAUCCCCAAUUAUUAGCUGCUCUCAGAAAUAGGAUAUGGGCCACUUACAUGGAUAAUUGGUCACAGAAUCAGUUUUGGAUGCAUAACUUUAUUUUUCCUCCCCUGCCUCCCAGAUCUUCAUUGAAAGAACAAGUAAUAACAAACACUUGAACACUAUCAAUAUCCGACAUAUUGCUAAUUCAAUUCGAACUCAUGGAACAGGAAUCAUGAACACAACAGUAAACUUCACUUACCAAUUUUUGAGGAAAAAGUUUUAUAUUUUUAGCCAGUUCAUGUAUGAUGAACAUAUCAAAUCCAGACUUAUCAAAGACAUCAGAUUCUUCAGGGAAGUCAAGGAUCAAAACGAUCACAAGUAUCCAUUUGAAAGAGCAGAUAAAUUCAACCGUGGCAUCAGAAAACUUGGAAUAACCCCGGAUGGCCAGAGUUACCUUGACCAGUUCAGACAACUCAUAAGCCAAAUUGGCAACGCUAUGGGUUAUGUACGAAUGAUAAGAUCUGGUGGACUUCACUGCUGUAGUAGUGCAAUUAGGUUUGUUCCUGAUCUGGAAGAUAUCGUUAACUUUGAAGAGCUGGUGAAAAAAGAAGGACUUUCAGAAGAAACACAAAAAGCAGCAAGGCAGUUGGACUCUGUCCUCAGUGACCUCACGCGUAACUUUGCAGAAGGAACGGAGUACUUCAAAAUGCUCGUGGAUGUAUUUGCUCCUGAAUUCCGCAGUCCAAAGAACAUGCAUUUGCGGAACUUCUAUAUCAUUGUUCCCCCACUGACCCUCAAUUUUGUAGAGCAUUCAAUCAGUUGCAAGGAGAAAUUGAAUAAGAAGAACAAAAGUGGAGCAGCUUUCACUGAUGAUGGAUUUGCGAUGGGUGUGGCUUACAUUCUGAAGCUUUUGGAUCAGUACCAGGAGUUUGAUUCUCUGCACUGGUUCCAGUCUGUUAGAGAGAAGUAUGUGAAGGAAAUAAGAGCAGUAGCGAAGCAACAGAAUGUGCAGUCCACUAAUCAAGAUGAAAAACUACUACAAACUAUGAACCUUACCCACAAGCGACUGGAAGUUUGUUUACAGGAAUUUGAACUCCUUUAUUUCUCACUAAGUAGUGCAAGAAUAUUUUUCAGAGCAGAUAAAACUGCAGCAGAAGAAAACCAGGAAAAGAAAGAAAAAGAAGAAGAAUCCGUUAAAGCAAGCAACGGAGAUCUUUCCAACUCUACGCCUGCCGAUCCGGUUGUGAAAUGAUGGUCUGAUUUGCAUCUGCAGAAGUAAGGAAAUCCAGAGCCAAGACAGAACCACAAUCAGCUCUUCCUUUUAUGACCAGGCACUGUGUGAUGGGUGUCUGUAACUAUUAAGUGAUCUUACACUUCAUGACUAUGUUGUGCCUAACUGCAAGUUUCAGCCUCAAUUCCGCGUUUCCUAGCCUUGGUAGGUCUGUUGUACCGUCUGUGUUGUUCAUACAGUCUUACAUGCCUGACUAUUAACAAUAAUUGCACUGCAGGCUUCAGAAGCUGCUGAACACUGUGAGAACUGUAUAAAUGGAACAUCUGUUACUGCCUGCAAGUAGAGGUUCUAGACUGUGCAAGAGUUACUCAGAUUCCUAACUUAAGUAGCUAGACUGAGCUUAAAUGUAAGCACCACCUCCAUUAAAAGAUACAGUUGUGUUUUAAUCUCCCAGGACAUAAAACACAUGCUAAGUCUUACUAACUAGAAUAAACUAGCCCAGUCAGUCCAACUGAGAAUUACUCUUUUGGGGUUGUUGGGGUUUUUGUUGGCACUCCCAACUGUAUUUUUAGACCAUACUUGCCAGUUUCAUUCAUCUCUUCUAAUCACAGAAGAGGCAAUUUUUAAUGGUUCAAAUUGUUCCACCACCCUUUGGUCACUGGUUAAGGCAAUUCCUGACGUACAUCUGCUUUGCCCUUUCCUGCUGGUCACUUCCACAUUCAGAAAGCUAGGACAAAUUUUUUUGUUGCAACCGGACAGACCAGAGUGACAUGGAAGUCCUUUCAUUGGUUCUGAAAACGUGACACAGAAGCUUCACAGACUGUGUAAAUCAGCUGGGCUUACUAAAGUUUUUAUUUUUAAUUCAUUGUAACUGCAGAGACUGCCCUAAAGAAUGCUGCAUUACUUGAUUUGUAUUUUUGAUUUAUUUUUUUUUUUUGAUACAGGGUUGGUUUUUUUUUUUUCUGUAAUUUGUGUACGCUUUCUUUUUUGACCAAAUUGUGCCCACACUGGACACUCAGUAGUGCUGCCGAGAUCAGCAUCCUUGCUGCUGCUGCUGAUUUCCAUAACCUUGCAAUUGCAGUGUACGUAUUCCCGUAUUCCUCUCUCAUCUGGAGCCACCUAAGUUCUUGGCUUGGAAUGGCCAAGCACUACAUUUCCUUCUUCCACGGCAACUGCAGCAUCGCCUGUAGGUGGUGGUCGUUUCCCCCAGUAUGGAGCUGCCAGGCAGCUACCUACAGUCCAGACUCAUAAAACCUGCACUUGUGUCUUCCCUUCUCCCCUUUUUUUCUUUUUUUUUUUUUUGGAAGGAUGCCAUCUCGGGUAGGUAACACUUUGCAGUUGAAUGUAAACUGAAUGAACUGUGCAUUUUCUUAAUGUAUGGUGGUUAACAGUCACGUGGUUCUAGCAAUGAUGGAAGUUUUCCAGGAAAGACACAAGCCUAUUUUUGACAGAACCCUGUUUAAUCUGGGAGACCUGAAUGUAUACUGUAUGUGGCAAAACCACAUAUAUACACACACAUAUGUACAGUGAUAAUAGAGCUGUUCUUGCUAACGCAGGAUUGUAGUUUGUAUUGCCUUCUUUCUUUUUAUCACGUAGCAGCAUACACCCACAGAAAGCUUUUCUCACCUGAAAUACAAGGUGGGUCCUGGAUUUGGAUGUCACCCACUCCUGUGAGUCAGUGACAGUCACAUCAAAUCCUUCUUUUUUUUUUUUUUUUUUUUUUUUUUUUUUUUCCUUCCCCCCAAACAAGGAUCUGAGAGGGGUGCAAAAAUCUUGCUUUGGUGCUACUACUGUUUUCAUUGCUUUUGCCUUCCUCUGCUGAUAAUAGGAACAAAAUGGAGAGGAGAGGAUGGAGCCAAAACAAAAAAAAAAAAAAUCCCCCAAACUAAACCGAGUGUGCUCCCUCAGAAUUCCCAGAGGAGAUAAAAGGAAAGCGAGGAUGAUGAGCUUGCUGCAGGGACAUAAAACGCAUCUGUAGGGUUUUUUUCCUUCACGUCAUGGGCAGGAUGGGCUGAGGGCGUCUCUCUCCCGGAGAGGGCAGCUGCUGCCACUGCCCUCGCCUGCGGGGUCUCGCAGCAAGGCUGCUGCGUGCACACGUGGUAGCAGCAGCUCUUCAGAGGCCUCGCGCCCUGCUGCUGGUGGGGUGCUGUGCCCUCGUGUGCCAGCAGCCGCGGGGCUGCCUUGCCCUUCCGCCCCACGGAGGGGGCAGAGCACAGCCCUGGCCCAACUCGCGCUCAGCCCCAGGGUCGAAAGGUGUUUGCACUGAGCGGAGGUAGGCGAUGGCCGCGACGGCGCCCGGCUGGCGUCGGCUUCAGUGGCAGGUGAGCUGCUGCAGGGCAGAGGCUGGAGGUCCUCAUGCGGUCUGUAAUCAGAAACACAUUUGAGUUUUCAUCUGAUGUCCAUUGACAACAGCUGUUUUCAGCUUCUCAGGUACAAAGGACCAAAUGUAACACUUAAUGUUUCCUAGCGCGUUGUACAAAAGGGUGUUCUGUUACCUCAGUCUCUUUGGUUUGUGAGUGGAGAACAUUAUGUACAUAAAACUGUUAAUAAAUGUCAUUUUGAGAAUCUCAUUCUUUUAGUGUCUUCAGUAACAUCAGCUUCAGUAGGUCUUAAC
Molecule: messenger RNA, 4168 nt
Organism: Egretta garzetta (little egret)
Lineage: Eukaryota; Metazoa; Chordata; Aves; Pelecaniformes; Ardeidae
Product: WASH complex subunit 4-like
Exons: 11
Coding region: 556-1575 (339 amino acids)
Biological process (GO): endosomal transport; endosome organization
Cellular component (GO): WASH complex; endosome
Source: RefSeq, a predicted model, not a curated record